Molecule: messenger RNA, 3656 nt
Organism: Synchiropus splendidus (mandarinfish)
Lineage: Eukaryota; Metazoa; Chordata; Actinopteri; Syngnathiformes; Callionymidae
Product: semaphorin-6D-like
Exons: 21
Coding region: 467-3364 (965 amino acids)
Biological process (GO): semaphorin-plexin signaling pathway; negative chemotaxis; axon guidance
Molecular function (GO): chemorepellent activity; semaphorin receptor binding
Source: RefSeq, a predicted model, not a curated record
GCUAAGAGGGCUUGAGUGAAAAGGGGCGUGGCGACCACCGCGGAUCAAGGCUUCGUAUUUGCCGCUAAGCUGAUUAUUCAAAUGAGCAGGGCGUGGCCUGCUGCUCCGGACCACCGACUCAUUGUGUCGGCCGCAUCCCGCAAGGACGCUCCGUCUCGCGGCCUGUCACACGGUCCUGGCUGACGUCAAUCAUCGCGUCUGUACGGUGAUCAAUGUCUGUUUAUUCUCCCAGUUCGAUGUUGGAAUAAGGCUCAAUGGCGCCGUGGAACGUCUCCGCGGCUGCAUGAGGACGCGUGGAGCAACUUGACGACUGUCAGCGCGUCUUCAUGUUGCCCGCCAGACUGGGACGGUUGCCUGGUUACCAAUGACAGGUCGAUUAUCAUCUCCUCAGCGGGAGUCUGGCAGUUUCUCCAAGUCCUCAUGGAUGUCAUGGCGAUGACCUACUGACCCUUCAGGCCUCUGCAUCAUGGCUUGUCAUAAUUGGCGGUCACUGUGGCACCCGCUGCUGUUGAUGCUGCUGCAGGUGUGUUGGGCGACCACGGCCUUCCCUAAUGACCAGGAGCCGGCCCGAGUCGUCGGCCUGGAGUACACGUAUAAGUACCCGGGGUUCCAGGGUUUACUCCAUGACAACGACACACAAAGGCUUGGGCUGAACUUCCAGACGAUGAUUCGAGUCAACAGAGUUCUCUACAUUGCCGCCAGGGAUCGAGUGUUUGCGAUGAAUCUGACGACGGCUGCCGAUGACCUGGCUCCUCACCUGAUGUUGACAUGGCGGUCCGAGGAUGUGGGCAAGUGCACGGUUCGCGGGAAGAACAGCGAUGAAUGCUACAACUUCAUCAAGGUCCUUGUUCCACGCGAUGAUGAGACACUUUUCGCUUGCGGUACCAACGCGUUCAACCCUGCCUGUCGAAACUACAAGAUGUCGAGUCUGGAGCAGGUGGGGGACGACCUCCUGGGUCAGGCUCGCUGCCCGUUCGAGUCAGUCCAGUCCAAUGUGGCUCUGUUCGCCGGAGGAGACUUCUACUCUGCAACGCUCAGCGACUUCCUCGCCAGCGACGCAGUCAUCUACAGAAGCCUGGGGGAGGACAGGCCGGUGCUCCGGACGGUCAAGUAUGACUCCAAGUGGCUUCGCGAACCGCACUUCCUGCAUGCUGUUGACUAUGGGAACUACGUCUACUUCUUUCUGCGUGAGAUUGCGGUGGAAUACACAGCCUUGGGGAAGGUGGUGUUUUCUCGAGUGGCCCGUGUUUGUAAGAACGAUAACGGUGGCUCCCCGAGAGUGUUGGAGAGGUACUGGACGUCCUUCCUCAAGGCACGAUUGAACUGCUCCAUUGCUGGAGAGUCCUUCUUCUACUUCGACGUUCUGCAGUCAGUCACCAGUGUGCUGCAGCUGAACCAGCGUCCGGCGGUGGUCGGCGUUUUCACCACUCAGGCCAACAGCAUUCCCGGUUCUGCUGUCUGUGCGUUCUACAUGGAUGACAUUCAGGAAGUCUUCAACCGGAAGUUCAAGGAGCAGCGUAGCGCUGAGGCCACCUGGACCCCAGUACCGGAGGAGCAGGUCCCAGAACCCAGACCUGGGAUCUGCGCGGGAGACGGCGCCGCCGCCGAUUAUGAGUCAUCGGUCCGAUUUCCUGAUGAGAUGUUGGCCUUUAUAAAGUCCCACCCUCUAAUGGAUGAAGCGGUUCCAUCGGUCAAUGAGCAGCCAUGUUUCACCAGAACCACCAGCAGGUCCACUCUGACCCGGAUUGCAGUGGAUGUCUCGGCGGGGCCGUUUAAGAACCACACCGUCAUGUUUCUGGGCUCCAACGAUGGACGAGUGCUGAAAGUUCUCUUCCGCACGCUGCCAAGCGGCUCCACCUCGGACCUCCUGGAGGAGAUCCACGUGUACAACCCUGCCAAAUGUGACAUCUGGGGGCAGGAGGACCGCAGAGUUCUGGCCCUGGAGUUGGACAAGGAACAUCACGCUUUGUUUGUGGCCUUCAGCAGCUGCGUUAUCCGAGUGCCGCUGAGCCGCUGUGCUCAAUACUGUCGCAGGUUGUGUCUCACCUCUCGGGACCCAUACUGCAUCUGGCUGCCUAAAACAGGCAGCUGUGCCAGCUCCAACAACAUGGCACUCAAGUCAGACUUUGAACAGCAGGUUGACGGCGACUCCUUUCAUGGCGCUGACACUUGCAAUGCGGAAAUCAUGGCAACUGCACGCAACCAGGAAUCUCCUGCGGACUCCGCUUACGGAGUGGGAGGCCCCCUGGAGGGGCAGCAGGAAUCAGGGGCCCACGUCCACUACACGUUGCUCCUGGCGUGCGUCUUUGCGGCGUUUCUCUUCGGCGCCGUGCUCUCGGCUUUCAUGGUGUCCUGUUACUGUAACCGCGGCUCAGGCCACCAGAGGGCGCGGGGACUGGGAAAAGACCCGGAGACGUCCCUGUCGCUGCGGUCGCUGGCGAAGCUCAGCGGGCUCCUGGACGGACACUCAAAGGAGGUGAAACUGUCGACGCAGCAGAUGUACAGUUCCUUUGUACCUGGUGGGGUGGCGGAGUCCCAUGUGCCGUCGCCGCGACACCUCGGCGACCCCACCCUCAGUCUAUCGCAGUCGCUCUCUCAGACAGACGGCGAGCUGUCUGGUCUGCCGACGCCGGACUCCACUCCGGAGCGCCCUCUAAAGGUCCUGAGGCAGCAGGACAGCAAGCCAGUGCCCAGCUUCAUGGCGGUUCUUGGAAACUCCAUGACCCAGCAGGUGUUCCCGUUCCCCCAUCACCACGGCAACACAGGAGGAAGCGGCGUGUCCCAGUCGGUGGUGGACGUUUCUGCGCUGGAUGAGCUGCUCAAGCACAUCCACGAGGUCAGCGCGUCCGGAACCGGGGGCAUCAAAGUGCUGACCUCCAGCUCCUCCUCGUCCCUCAUCCCCGGGCCCUCGCUGCCCGGCCCCCACUGCAACACGCGCACGCAUCACUACAACCAGCAGCAGGUCCCAGAAUUGUACUACAGCACUUCAGCGGCGCCUCAAAACGCUCCUCCAUCUACCUCAACUCCACUCCAGCAGAUCCCCGAGAGAGCCCUGUCUCGACAUCACUCCCAGCGCCACCCGCUCAUCAAGAUGGGCGGCAGAGGGGUGCCGCGUCAUCACAGCUUCCACCAGGGCGGCGCCAGCUUCCUGGCCAGGAUGAACACAAACAGCAGCAGCAACGGACCCAACAAGCGCCUGCUGACUGCCAGCACCUGCCUGACGCGGCAGCACAGCUACAGCGAAGGGCCGGCGAGCCAGCGAGCGCCCGCCGUCCGCAGGACAGCCUCGAUGAAGCCGCAGAUGACGACGAAACCCUUGCUACUGCCAAACACGGCGCCGCUCACGCCAGCCAAAGACUACUGAGGCCACGUCCAUCCGCAAGAUGAACUGAAACGGACGUGAAAAGAGAAACGAAAUGAACGUUGAGCUCAAUACUCAAACAAUUCAUUUAUCCAGAAUGUGUGUGUGUGACUAUAACAAUGUGGGAAACUCGGGACAUCAUGGCAACUCUGACACUUUACCGAGAAACAUUCCGACAGCAGCGAAUGCCGAGUCACAACAGUCUGUCGUCCAGCUUAACUCGAGAUUUCAGUGAUGUCACACCGGCGAGGGAAGGGAGGGAAGGGGGGGCUGUUUGUACCGAGGUGAUUGUGUU